AGAUCGGAGCGACGACGGGAAAAAAAAUCGGGCGACGACGUCACGUCCCCCGAUGGUAAACAGGCGAGACGGGAUGCCCGAGUGAUUUGCCGCGUAUUUGGGUAUCGAUUGUGGUGCGGGCACGCUAGUUAUGUUCGAAACGUCGAGUACAGCUGAGAAGUGGAACGCCGCCGCGAACGUCCCGUCGAGAUCGGAGCACGAAGCGACAAAAUGAAAGCGCUGCUCGUGAUUUGCGCCGCGGCAAUUUUUCACACGACCUUCACGGCUUCGCGCAGCGACGAGGAUCACGAAGUACAAAUUUCCACGAAGACGCAAGAUGUCGAGCGUAAGGCAGAUAAUGCGAGAUUGUUACACGAUCAAAUUUCGACGACGAUCGUCCCGUCCGACGAAGAGGGUGAUUUAAAGCGUAGGGAGAAAGCUUGUUGCUCGCGGAACAAAAAUCGCGCGCAUCGACCUCGUAAGUUGAAAUCGAGAAACUCGACGAGGGGCGAUAAGGGAGGAAUUAAACAACAGACGAAUCGCAUUUCACUUGCCGCGAGGAUUUCUAACGCGAGCAGUCGUACGAGGCCGAAAUCGAAAAAUUCGAGGAAGGGCAAUAAAGGAACUAAGCAACGGGCGAAUCGCUUUUCAUUUGAAAUGGAUCUUUUUGGCGAGAGCAAUCUUGAUAAAAACGACGACGCGGACGUUGUCGAAAACAUUCGCGAAACUCUCGACGAUUACUAUCCGUUUCACGGAGGAUUGGAGUCUCUCCUGGCGAGAUUGGUCGAAGCGCUCGGGAACAGUUCCAAAGAGGGGAACAAUUCCAAAAAGGUCAACAAUACCGAGCCCGACGCGUCCAACUCGAGUGCCGUCAUCGACGAAGGCGUCGUCAGCGCGAGCGAAUUCGACGAGGAAGACCGCUGUCAGAAGUGGCUGGACGUGAGGGAGAAGAUCGAGAGGGCCUUUCCGGGAUCCGUCGCCGACCUGCCAGCGUGUCCCUGCCUGUAUCCGAGCGUCGACAUCUUCUACGAUCACCAGGGGAUCUGGGACAAGAAGCGCGACAAGAAGUUCGCUUGGCGCGACGUGAGCAAGGACAAGGACCGGAUGGGGAUCUACAAGUCGGGCGCGGUUUACUGUGUGCAGACACUACCCACUCUGGAAAGUGAGAGCGCCGCCGCGCAACAUUGCUGCUACGAUGAGAAUAGAAAACUAUUGACCCGCGGUUCCGGCGCCGGCACACCGUACAUUGUCAGCCCGGACAUCUCGUCUCUGCUGCACGACAAGAUCGACCUCUUGCCUUGGCGGCUUUGCAAGGGUGACUUCACGAGGUACAACGAAGCGAGAGUACCUAAUAACGGCAAUGAAUGCGAGGUAAAUCCAGACGACGAGGAAUAUCAACGUCAAGUGGAAAAAGCGAAAAAUUAUUGAGAUACGAUAUUGCCGCGAUUGUACCAAAAAAAAGAGCAAUACUUGCCUAAUUUCCACUUCAAUUGUGUUCCCGAAAGAGAAUAGUCUAAGAAAAAUUCCUAUUUAUUUCCUAAUAUUUCUCUUUCUUUGUACAUUAAUUAUUUUAGUUUCACAUCAGCAUGAAGAGACUAAUUUAAAAAUGCCGUGUGCUAUUGACUGUUAAAAUUAUUUUCUUGUUUCGCGUGAUGAUAUAUUACGACAAUUACAUACUAACUGAUUAACCAGAGACCGACGAAGUAUUAACGAAGGCUUAAACUAUUUAUUUUCCUCAUAUAAUGAGGGAAAUGCGAAAAAAAAAUUAUACGCAAUAUCACACGGUAUUCCAAGUAUCAUUUAUUUAUACAAUAAUUUAUAUUUAGGAGACUGUCUACCUAAUCAAGGUACAAAUAAAAUGUCUUGUUUCGUA
This is a messenger RNA of Wasmannia auropunctata (little fire ant), 1852 nucleotides long. RefSeq lists its product as uncharacterized. The record is from RefSeq and is a predicted model, not a curated record. Bases 211 to 1407 code for a protein of 398 amino acids. NCBI's taxonomy places the organism in Eukaryota, Metazoa, Arthropoda, Insecta, Hymenoptera, Formicidae. The transcript has 4 exons.